Mytilus californianus (California mussel) is the source of this 890-nucleotide messenger RNA. Its product is annotated as B-cell receptor CD22-like. NCBI's taxonomy places the organism in Eukaryota, Metazoa, Mollusca, Bivalvia, Mytilida, Mytilidae. Bases 18 to 890 code for a protein of 290 amino acids. The transcript has 4 exons. Gene Ontology annotation, molecular function: cell adhesion molecule binding. The record is from RefSeq and is a predicted model, not a curated record. Gene Ontology annotation, biological process: cell-cell adhesion. Gene Ontology annotation, cellular component: cell-cell junction.
UCACAAAAGUAAAUAUAAUGGCAACACCAUUCGAUGAUAAUCCGGUAGAAAUUGUGACAGGAAAAACACAACAAUUUCAAUGUAAAACAGAUGCUGGCCGACCAUCUUCAAGAAUACAGUGGUAUAUGUCUGGCACCAACAUCACCAGUUUGGCUACCCCUCAGGAUGUUAUUUGUAGUCUCAAUUGUAAUGGUAAAGUUAUAUCAUCUAGUGUACUGACAUAUACUGGGAAUCGUGGAGAUGAAGGAAAAAUCAUGUACUGCACAGCUCUGAAUAUCGAAAAUCAAAGUGUAGGAUCCCAGAACAAAACUGUUGAAAUAUUGUAUGGUGCCAGCAGCGUUAUAAUCUCUCCAACCUUACAGAUCUACACAGUAAAAGAAACUAUAGAGGGUGUUGGUCCCAUCAACUGCACAGCAGAUGAUUGUAACCCAGACUGUGCAAUGACAUGGAGUAGACCAACUAUGUCUGAUGGGUAUAUCUCAGUAUUAAAUUUACAGAAGAUAAACAGGACCCAGGCAGGGAAUUACAGUUGCAAUGCAUCAAAUACUGCAUGGAGUAAAACAUCCGUUGCUGUCAAUGUUAUUGUUCAAUAUGGUCCUGCCGUAGUCAACAUUUCGCCACCGAAUCAAACCUACACAAUUAAAGAGCUCACAGGAAGUGCUGGUCAUAUAAUCUGUAACGCUGAUUGUAAACCUGAUUGCAUCAUUACAUGGAAGGGAAAUAACGUUCCUGUUGGUACAAAUAAUAUUCUCUACCUGACAAAUAUAACCAGAAAACAGGCGGGAAAUUACCAGUGUACAGCUACAAAUAAUGUUGGUAAUAAUACAUCUGUAACAGUUAUUGUAAUUGUUUUGUACUACAGGAACAUAAACUUCCAAUAUCAAGAUUAA